UUUGCCAGGCCCCGUUCCCACCCAGCGGCCGCUUCCCAGAGGGUUUCCGGGGGAGGGAGGCCUAGUCCUUCCGGGGCGCGGAGGAGGAGGGCGAGCGCGCGCCUGACCGUACUUCCGGCUUCCGUGGCCGCAGCAGAGGAUGGCGGCGGCGGCGGAGGGAAGGACGGUGGUCUUUGUCACCGGAAACGCCAAGAAACUGGAGGAGGUGAUUCAGAUCCUAGGCAACUCUUUCCCCUACAAACUGGUUGCAAAGAAAAUAGACUUGCCUGAGUAUCAAGGGGAGCCUGAUGAUAUUUCGAUCCAGAAGUGCCAGGAAGCAGCAAAACAGAUCCAGGGACCAGUGAUAGUGGAAGACACUUGUUUGUGUUUUAAGGCUCUUGGAGGACUCCCAGGGCCAUAUAUAAAAUGGUUCCUAGAGAAACUCAAACCAGAAGGUCUCUACAAACUGUUAGCUGGAUUUGAAGAUAAGUCUGCUUAUGCUCUCUGCACCUUUGCUUUCAGCACUGGAAAUCCAGAAGACCCAGUGAAGCUAUUCAAAGGCCAGACUCAUGGACACAUAGUUGAUCCAAGGGGACCUAGAGAUUUUGGAUGGGAUCCAUGCUUCCAACCAGAGGGCUAUGAUAAGACGUAUGCUGAAUUGCCUAAGUCUGUGAAAAACUCUAUCUCUCAUCGUUACAAAGCCCUGAAAGAGCUGUCUACAUAUUUUGUUCAACAGAACAAUUCAGCAGUGGCCAUAUCUGGCUUCAGUUAGCCUGUUUGAGUCUGUGGAAUGUUGUGUUUGUUGUGAGAAAUUGUAAUUGCAGGAUGAGAUCAAUAUUUGCUUGUUUGUGUUGAUCAUGUACAAUAAAGCUACUUUUCUUAAA
Sceloporus undulatus (fence lizard) is the source of this 863-nucleotide messenger RNA. RefSeq names its product inosine triphosphatase (gene ITPA). Gene Ontology annotation, biological process: nucleoside triphosphate catabolic process. Gene Ontology annotation, molecular function: nucleoside triphosphate diphosphatase activity. The record is from RefSeq and is a predicted model, not a curated record. The transcript is spliced from 8 exons. The coding region runs from base 140 to 751 and encodes 203 amino acids. Lineage: Eukaryota; Metazoa; Chordata; Lepidosauria; Squamata; Phrynosomatidae. Gene Ontology annotation, cellular component: cytoplasm.